AUGGCAGGUAGUGCGGCACGUCAGACUGCAACACCGACGAUGACAAUGAUUACAUCCCAACGACCAAAACCGAAAUUGCCGUCGUUUGAAGAAAUAAAACGUGCCGUACCUUCAUCAUGUUUCGAAAGGUCGCUGUUCAAAUCAUUGUUUUAUCUAGUUCUCGACUUAAUGAUUCUGUACGGUUUGUACAGAUUUGUUGGUAUAUUCGAGUCGUUUGGAAUUUUUGGGCUGUUUAUAUGGUAUUGUUGUAUGGGAAUGUUUGGAUCGUCACUAUUUGUAGUUGGUCAUGACUGCGGUCAUGGUACCUUUUCCGAAUAUACUUGGGUCAAUGACCUCUUUGGACAUAUCGCUCACGCUCCACUUUUGGCACCAUAUUGGCCCUGGCAGAAGUCACAUCGACGACAUCAUCAGUAUACUUCUCAUAUUGACAAUGAUAUGGGACAUCCCUGGGUGAUCGAGAAAGAUUUCAUGACGCGUGGUUGGAUAAUGCGCAACUUUUCAAAGAUUCCACUUUCUGGUUUUAUUCGGUGGAGUCCGAUAUAUACGAUGGUCGGCUUACCAGAUGGUAGCCACUUUUGGCCUUAUAGUAAGCUUUUUAAUAGCAAUCGCGAACGAGUGGAAUGUGUUAUUAGUAGUUUGGCAUGCUUAUUUUGUGCUGUGGUAGCCUUCGUUAUAUGUAAUUAUAGCUGGUUCACAUUCAUCAAAUAUUAUUACAUUUCGUUGUUGUUUCAAGGUUAUUGGCUUGUUAUCAUAACUUAUCUCCAACACAACGAUUACAGUAUAGAGGUUUACGAAGAAGGUUAUUGGAAUUAUGUAAUGGGGCAAGUGCAAACCAUUGAUCGAGUGUACGGUUUUGGUAUUGAUACGCUGCUGCAUCAUAUUACCGAUGGACACGUGGCCCAUCAUUUCUUUUUCACAAAAAUUCCUCAUUACCAUUUGAUGGAAGCAACAACAGCUAUUAAAAGUGUUCUCGAGCCUUAUAAGGUAUACAGAUGUAAAAGCAAUGCCGAUUUUUUGUUGGACUAUUUGACGCUUAAUAUAAAAUUGGAAUACCUUAUUGGCAGAGGAACUGGUAUCCUCACUUAUGCUGGACAACAAAAAGAGGAAUGA
Molecule: messenger RNA, 1110 nt
Organism: Brugia malayi
Lineage: Eukaryota; Metazoa; Nematoda; Chromadorea; Rhabditida; Onchocercidae
Exons: 8
Coding region: 1-1110 (369 amino acids)
Biological process (GO): lipid metabolic process
Molecular function (GO): oxidoreductase activity
Source: RefSeq, a predicted model, not a curated record